ACUGAGUCCGUGUUUGCCAACGGACAAACCUAAGUUUUGUGCAAGUGACAAGAUGGAUAUGCCCAACAUAACGACGGGCAAUUUCUCUGACGACGUCUACCAAAGAAACAUAACUUCGUAUGAAAGAAUUCUUCUCGAGUUGUUCACCAUCAUCGCCUUGAUGUCCCUAACGGCUAACUCUUUCCUUAUUUUUGUCAUCGUCAAGUACGAAAAGUUACGGGAAGACACAACCAAUCAAAUUUUCCUCCAUUUGAACAUUCUGCAAGCUGUGCUUUUGUUUUCCACGCCUUUGACUGUACGAAUUGCGAAUGAGUUUUUUUGGAGCACUGCGGUGCAUUUGCGUGUGUUUUGCGUCCUUUAUCAAGUGGAAACCAACGUUAUGUUUGCCAUUGUAGGAAUUUUAUUUCUCAUAGUUUGUGAUAGUUUUCUUAAAAUUUAUUAUGAAGACAAGUAUGCGAAGUUUCGCCGCAUUUGUAAGUUUUUUCUUGGGGGGAUUUAUGGCUCGACCGCAUGCAGUUCGUUACUUACGGUGCAGUACUGCAUAUUCAACCAUUACAUGGCUUUUUUUACUUACAUUGUUAUGGCUUUAGCUGUAUUUAUUUUCGUAUUGUUUUUAAUUGUUAUCAAUGUUAUCCACAGUUUUAAGAAAAGGAAACUAAAUUAUAAAUCGAGCAAUCUUGGAUUAGUGGUGCCAAAUAUUUUUUUCCUGUUGUGGUGUCCCUUUCUAAUAGUUCUUUUUGUAACACUGUUUUAUAAAAGCGCUCAUAUUACAACCAAAGCUUUAUUUCUGUUAGGUUUUUUAAGUCCUAUAUUUAACUUAGUUUAUGUGUAUUUUUGGGAUGAUAAUUAUAAUGUGUUUUUGAGACAAGUUUUCAUGUUCAAAUGUGGGAAAUACCAAAACGAUAAUUUGGAAGAUCAGUCUGUAGCUUACGACGCGAAUGGUGUCCACAUUACGCAAAACUAAAUUAUAGAAUAAAAAACUAAAUGAAGGUUUUAUCAUUAUGGCAACCCACAACGCACAUCUUCCUUCGACCGGUGGGUUUGACCAUCCGAAGGCUUGGGCAACCUUCUGGCACACAUUUAAUUAUAAUGAGCGUCUCCACACGUGUAACUCAACCCCAGUCUUGUUUCACUAAAUGUGCGCGGAACAGUUACAAUGACUAAGCUUAACGAGAUUCCAUACGAAACGUUUCGAAGAAUUUAUUUUGAAUUGCUCGUAGUUGUGAGUCUCAUAUCCCUAGCGGCCAACUUCUUGCUUAUUUUCGUCAUGGUUAAGUACAAGAAGCUGCGACAAGACACAACUAAUAAACUCUUCCUCCACUUCAACGUCUUCCAAGUUGUGCUUUUAAUCGGCACAAAUGUAGGGCAUAAGCUUCUCUUUGAUUAUGAAUUUUCCGAAACCACCAAAACGUUCAAUCGUGUCUUGUGUAUUUUUUACCAACUCGACGUGGGUCUCUUGUUCGGCAUGUUCGCGAUUUUGUGUCUCCUGGUAUGUGAUGGCUUUAUCAAAAUUUAUCACAAAAAAAAGUAUCACAGUUUCGGCUUUUAUUGUAAUUUUGUUCCUUUUGGAAUUUAUCUUUUACCCGUUUGCUUUGCUGUCGUUAUGGUACCACAGUGCGAAUCAGAUGAGUAUUUUAGUCUUUUGAUUUACUUCAUCACGGUCGGAGUUACGGCUACUUUGGCAUUGUUGUUAAUUAUUGCUAAUAUUAUUCAUGCCGUAAGGAAAAGAAAGCUAACUAAUUACAAUUCGAGCAAUAUCGGAUUAGUGGUGCCAAAUAUUUUCUUCCUUUUGUGGUGCCCUACUCUGACGAUAGUUUUGCUAUCAUUGUUCGUUUUGCACGCUCCAGUUAGUGUCACAAUUCUGUCCGUUCUGUUGUUUGCAAAUCCUUUAAUUAACUUGCUCUUUGUUUAUUUCUAUGAUAGUGACUAUCAUACGUGCUUGAGACUAACUUUUACGUGCAAAUGUAGGGAAUAUAACAAUGUGAAUUUGGAAGAGCAGGCUGUAACUCUUAACGAUGUAAAUGAUGGCGUACUAAUUACACAAAACUAAAUUAUUGUUUUGUAUUUUUUUUAAUAAAUGGAUGUAAACAAUGUUUUUUAUUAUAAUGAUUCUUAAAAAAAUAAGGCGCGACGAGUUGUUGUAAUUACUGGUUUAUUUUGUUUUGCGAAUUACGGCCAAUAAAACUGGGUCAGCACACACAUAAUACUUUCAUUGAAUAUCACUUGCUGGCCACAUUUGAUAAGUUGAGUCAUCUGAACAUGGCUGAAACCUUGCGCACAUUUCGAAGUAUCAAGUUAAUUAUAAAUUCACUCGACGUUGAAAAUUUCAACCUCGUAGCCGACAGUAUUGUAUACAAGUCUGAGCAGUAAACACACGAUGAAUAAUUCUAGCCAAAUUCCAUAUGAAACUUACGUCAAGAUUUUGUCCUAUUCGUUUAUUGUUACGACCCCGUUCGCUCUAGCAGCCAGCAUCAUCCUAAUCUUCGUCAUUCUCAGAAAUAAGAAGCUACGAGGAGACACAACUAAUGUAAUCUUCCUAUUUUACAAUGUUUUUCAAAUUGUGAUGUUGCUAGCUACGGCUGUGGCGCCACGAAUAUUAGUGCUUUACUUGGAUGGUUAUAUUUCACUCUGUAUACUUGCAGAAGUCGAUUUCAGUGCUGUCAUAGCCAUAAUGGCAGUUUCAGUUCUUCUAAUUUGCGAUAGUUUAUCCAAAAUUUAUCACAACAACACGUAUAAAUCUUGUAACUGGGUUAGUAAGAUUUUUAUUGUUGUAAUUUUUAUUGUAACAGCCGGUAUUCUCUUUUUUACAAUUCCUUUAUGCAACUCAAAUCAGUAUCUGCUUAUGUUCAAUCUGUUUAUUCUGAUGGGUGUUGCAGGCAUUUUUACGUUAAUUGUAGUUAUUAUGAAUAUUGUUCAUGCCAUAAAGAAAAGAAGGUUGACUGAUUACAAGUCGAGCAAUAUUGGGUUAGUUGUAGCAAAUAUUUUCUGCCUCUUGGUGGCUCUUACUGUAGGAUACUAUUCUCCGAUACUAUUUAAUGGCGAAACAGUUACAAUUAUUGGUGGUAUUUUACUUAUAUUGGUUUUCUCAAAUCCUAUAAUUAACUUACUGUAUGUUUACUUUUUUGACAGUGAUUAUAACGUGGCCUUAAAGCAAACUUUUUGUUGUAGGAAAUACGAAAAUGUAAAUUUAGAUGAUCACUCUGUAACGUAUAAUAAUGAGGCAAAUGGUGUCCUAAUCAGUAAUCACCCAUGAAUUUAAUAUAAGUGCACUUUUUAUAUUUUUCUAGUUACUAAUAAAAUAUUUUAUAUAUUUCAUUACUCUAUUUAAAUAUUUUUGUACUUCCACAAUGAUUGUAAAUGACGUACUACGACAUACCCCAGUGCCAAUAAUUUUGUACUUCGUUAUGUAUUAUAAAUUAAAAUCGUUUUUAAUUAAUCGCCGCAUUUUUCUUAUUAAAUAUAUGAUUUCAGGAAUAACGCAAAUACAUGUUAGCAAUUUACAAAGAACCGGUACAACAUAACUUAUUAAUAAAAAUUAAAUGGGUGCCGAUUAUAUUGAAGAAAAAAGUAUAAAUUCAAUUUUGAAGAUACUUUUUAACCCACUUUUGCGUUUUUUGAAAUUAUCAAGUUAUUUACCAAUAAAUUUUAAGAAAUGUGAAAAUAAAACACAUCAACAACAGGGCCAACAUAGUAUAAGACAGAAAUCAUUGAUGAUUUAUCUUUGUUCGGUGAAUUUUGAAUUCCCAGUAGUAAGUACUACGAGCAAAUUCAUUCCCACUCUGUCCGACCACAUUUUAUAUGACUCAUCCGAAAGUCAGAAACCUUGCGCACAUUUCAGAGCAGGAAUAUAUUUACGAGUAUUUACAAACCCAGUUCGCUGCUGAGUCCAGUCCAUUAUUAUUAACGCGUAAAACUGCUACUGACUGGCUUGUAAAUACACAAUAUUUGUGCAACAACCCGCUUUCCAGAUGGACAUUUCAAAUGGAAUGCACUUACGAGUCUUUGCCGAAUUGUUUACAGUCGUGGCUUUAUUGUCGAUAGUGGCCAACUCCUUCCUUAUUUUCGUCAUUCUCAAAUACAAGAAACUGCGAGAUGAUACAACUAAUAAACUGUUCCUACAUUUCAAUAUUUUACAAAUUGUGAUUUUGAUUGCUUCGCCUUUGGGAAUACUACUGGAAGCUUACUCGGUCGAUUUACAAUUCGAGUUUAUGUGUGGUUUUCUGAUAAUCGUAUUUAGUGCCCUGUUCGGUCUACUCGAAAUUAUAUGGCUCCUUAUCUUUGAUAGUUACAUCAAAUUUUACUGUAACAACAAGUAUGAACGCUUUGGAAGCGUUUGUAAAUAUGUUCUUGUUGUCAUUUAUAUUUUAACGGUAAUCACGCCUUUUCCUGCAAUACCAUGGGUUACAGCGAAUCCAGCUGGGAUUGGGCUUUUUUACUAUGUUAUGGUACCUGGAGUGGCCCUUUUGGCAUUGGUUUUGAUUAUUAUUAAUGUUAUACAUGCGAUCAGGAAACGAAAGUUAACUAAUUACAAGUCGAGUAAUAUUGGAUUAGUGAUACCAAAUAUUUUCUUCCUAGUGUUGUGUCCUUCUCUAAUCAUAUUUUUAUGUCUAAUAUUGCUUGAUUUAGAAGCUCCAAGUAUUAUACAAAUUUUGUGUUUGUUAGUUUACGCAAAUCCGAUAUAUAACUUUUUCUAUGUUUACUUUUUCGACAGUGAUUACAAAGUGUUCUUAAAACUAAGUUUUACGUGUAAAAGUGGAGAAUACGACAGUGUAAAUUUGGAGGAUCAAUCUGUAACAUAUCAUGAUGCAAAGGAGAGUGUAUUACACACCCAAUAGUAAAUUGAUGUUCUUAUGUUGUAAUGUUUACUGUUUUAUAUUUUUUUAAUUAAUAAAACUAUUAUAUUUA
Tribolium castaneum (red flour beetle) is the source of this 4905-nucleotide messenger RNA. Its product is annotated as C-C chemokine receptor type 2. Lineage: Eukaryota; Metazoa; Arthropoda; Insecta; Coleoptera; Tenebrionidae. Gene Ontology annotation, molecular function: G protein-coupled receptor activity; peptide binding. Gene Ontology annotation, biological process: G protein-coupled receptor signaling pathway. Gene Ontology annotation, cellular component: plasma membrane; neuron projection. The transcript is spliced from 5 exons. Bases 53 to 964 code for a protein of 303 amino acids. The record is from RefSeq and is a predicted model, not a curated record.